Messenger RNA from Vidua macroura (Pin-tailed whydah), 5008 nucleotides. RefSeq names its product ALG10 alpha-1,2-glucosyltransferase (gene ALG10). The coding region runs from base 4 to 1422 and encodes 472 amino acids. Gene Ontology annotation, cellular component: endoplasmic reticulum. The transcript is spliced from 3 exons. Lineage: Eukaryota; Metazoa; Chordata; Aves; Passeriformes; Viduidae. The record is from RefSeq and is a predicted model, not a curated record. Gene Ontology annotation, biological process: protein N-linked glycosylation; dolichol-linked oligosaccharide biosynthetic process. Gene Ontology annotation, molecular function: dolichyl pyrophosphate Glc2Man9GlcNAc2 alpha-1,2-glucosyltransferase activity.
GGCAUGGAGCGGGCCGAGGCCUACGGCUUCUCGGGCGCCAUGAGCGGCGCCUUCCUGCUGUCGUGCCUGCUCUUCGCGGCCGUCAGCCGCCGACAGCGCGGGCCCUACAUGGACGAGGUGUUCCACGUCCCGCAGGCGCAGGCCUAUUGCCACGGCCGCUUCCUGCAGUGGGACCCCAUGAUCACCACGCUGCCCGGCCUGUACCUGCUCUCGGUGGGAGUGGUGAAGCCCGCGGCGUGGCUCCUCGGGUGGACGGGAAGCGUGGUGUGCUCUGUGGGAAUGCUCAGGUUUAUCAAUCUCCUCUUCAGCGCUGGGAACUUCUAUUUACUGUAUUUGCUUCUGUUAAAGAUCCAUCAGAAGAAUAAGGCUGUGUCUGGUUUCCAGAGAAUCUUGUCUGCAUUAACUCUUGCAGUGUUUCCCACCCUUUAUUUUUUUACAUUCUUGUAUUAUACAGAUCCAGGAUCAGUAUUUUUUACUCUUUUUUCCUAUUUAAUGUGCAUUUAUGGUAACCAUAAAACUUCUGCUCUCCUUGGAUUUUGUGGCUUCAUGUUUCGUCAGACAAAUAUUGUGUGGACAGUUUUUUGUGCUGGAAAUGUUGUUGCAGAGAAGCUAAAUGAAGCCUGGAAGAUUGAGUUGCAGAAAAAGAAAGAUGAAAAGAUUUCUUCUGGGAAAGGAUCAUUUUCAGAUUUGACCAGAAUACUGCAGUUUCUUGUUGAAUAUCUCUUGUCACCCAAGAAAUUAAUUACACUUGCUGCUUUAACUUGGCCAUACAUCAUAUUAGUAUCUCUCUUCUUUGUUUUUGUCUUCAUCAAUGGUGGAAUAGUUGUUGGUGAUAGAAGUAGUCAUGAAGCCUGUUUGCACUUUCCUCAGCUGUUCUAUUUUCUGUCUUUUACUGUUUUUUUUUCAUUUCCUCAUUUACUGACCCCUACUAAAAUCAGGAAAUUCCUUUUGUCAUUACGAAAGCACCCUGUGCAGUAUAGCUUAGUCACUGUCAUCUCUUUAUUCCUGAUCUGGAAAUUUACCUAUGUCCAUAAGUAUUUACUAGCAGAUAACAGACAUUAUACAUUUUAUGUCUGGAGAAAAGUGUUCCAAAGACACGAGCUUGUAAAAUACCUCUUAGUUCCAUUCUAUAUAUUUGCUGGCUGGAGUUUUGCUGAUACACUAAAAUCAAAGUCAAUAUUCUGGAUCUUAAUGUAUUUUGUAUGUUUAUUAGCAGUCACAGUUCCUCAAAAAUUGCUAGAAUUUCGUUACUUUAUUUUGCCAUUCUUAAUAUAUAGGCUCAAUAUUCCAUUUCUGUCUCUAUAUAGACAACUUCUGGAACUUGCUUUUUAUAUUUUAGUAAAUGCUGUAACUUUUUAUCUUUUUCUAAAUAGAACAUUCCAAUGGGAAAAUAGUGAUGAAGUACAGAGAUUUAUGUGGUGACUUUUUUUUUUUUUGAUACUUUUAUACCUGUAGGAAAACACAAUUCUGUUUCAGGACUGGACUCUGGAAUGAAACAGUAUGUUUUGCAUCAUGUAAGGAUUGUUUUCCCUAGUUGAAAUUGGGAAGUAAGCUUUUGCUUAUAUUGUUGCAACCAAAUGCAAGAUUGUUAUAAUGUGAAGAUACUCCAUAUAUUGAAUUUAUGAAAAUUUUAAAAUUCAAUAUGAGGGGAAAUGUGAGAACACCUUUCUGUAAUUAAUGUAAAAAAAGGGAGAUGUUUACUGUCAUUAUGUUUCAGAGGCUUCUCUUUUACAAAAGAAGGAUUUCAGUCUAUUCAACCUUUUUGUUUAUUUAUCUGUGUGCAUAUUUAUUCAUCAGAUCAGGCCAUUUCCAUCUAGAUUUACUACUGGUCAAAGUAUAAGCCACUAUUAAAGUACAGUGUUUUCAAAGCCUCCUAUGUCUCACUGAAUAUUCAUUACUUUUUUUGUCAGUAAAUGCUUACAUUAGUUUUGUAAGCAGAAUGAGCUCUUAAAGCACUAGAGAAUUUUGAAUAUUUUAUUUCGAACUGAUAUUUAGAAAACACAGCGAAUGCUAUGUGUGUGCACCUUCUUUGGAGGAAUAAAUGUUACUGUACAAUGAAACAGAAAUGGCAGUUGGUAAUGUGACCUGUUAGAAAGGGAGUAGUUUACAGAUGUCAGACUGCAAUGUGCAGUGGAUUGCAGCCCUCUUAAAUAAUUGAGCUUUUAUGUCCUGUGGUUCAGUGCUCACAGGUUUGUGCUGAAAUCAACUCUGAGUGCACUUCUGAGUUGCACUGAGUGUUUCAAAGAUCUUUGAUGUGUAAUCUCCAAGAAGUACUAAUGGCAUUAUUGAACUACUCUUUUAAGUAUUUUUUCAUGUUUAAUGGAACUUGAAUGUAUAUCUUCUGGUCGACAAAGGUGAAAUGCAAUGUAUAUAUACAUAUAGGUAUGUAUAUAUAUUUAAAAGCAUGUAGUGUGCACUAUCAUCAGAGUAAAUGAAGGCUUUAAUGGAUCCUGUAAGUAAAUCACUUUAUUAAGUCUCAAAAAUAGUAGAUUGCUUAAGUAUGUGGCAGGGGAGAGUGGUCUCCAAAACUUCAGACACUGUGUAGCUUAAUUAAAUUCAUUAUUUUCUGUAUUGAUAAUACUUCAGCCAAAACUGUGCAAACAUCAUAUUAUUGCCACUCAAGUCACUCUGAAUUGGAAUUGUUUCUCAAGAGCUCAGUCCUGGGCAGUUAAGGGCUCAGGUCAGUAUUGUUACUGGUUUCUUUUACCAUGAAGAUCCAUGUCCUGGCUCCAACUCCUUCCCUCUAUUAGCACUGAUGGAUGUGGUGAGCUCAGGUUCUGAUCAAAGCCUUUGCAACCCUGUUUCUCCCAAGGAAACCCUCCAGCCACUCUUCAAUAAGUAGGUGUGUUUGUAUUGAAUUCAGGAUAUUUGCCAGGUCGCUUUUUGCUUCUUGGCCUUUGCCAGCCUGGUAAUUUGUUGUCAAUGUGUACCAUAGGGAAAGCCAUUUUCAGUCAGUCCCUAUUUUCUUCUUCAGGUUCAAGGGACAAAAGACACCUGAAAUGGAUUGCUUUUGAAGAGUCCAGUGUGGUUCUGGCAGAGUCCAGGAUGUUGUGUUGUGAUUUCAGUAUCACAGAUUUGGGAGGGGAAGUUUUGUGUGCCUUCUGCUUCCAAUUUUGGUUUUGUAUGCCAUGCCAAUAAAAUCAUAAGAUAAAGAGCGUUUGCCUGCUUAAGUACAACUUCAUUUGUGCCCUGAAAUACUGAGUUGGAGUGGUAACAUGGAAAGGCAUGGGGCUCUGUCUAGUAUUCCAAGUUGUAUCUUAGAUCCAAGAUUUUUUUCUGCUUUUAUGUAGGGGAGCAGGUGUUAAUUCCCUUGAGAAAAAAUUCCCUUGCAAAGAUCCCCAUGUAGUCAACAGGUGUUUUAUCCAGUAUGUCUGUUUUUACUGGUUUCAAAUGCCAUCCAUGAUCAACUCUGUUGAGAGACUGUUCAUGCUUCCUAUUUUUAACAGAAGUAGCAGCUGUGUUUCAAGUGAAAAGAACCGGUUUAAAUAUGUACAAUUUUAUAAACAAUUUUAAAACUUUUUGUUGUGAAAAGUGAAUGUAAAAUAUACACUGAAAUGUAGAGCACAAUACCUUUCUAAUGAGCUCCUCAGGAGCUCAGGAGACCCUAGAAAAAUUACACAUAGAGAGAUGUCUGUGACCUGUUGGGGCUGUUUAACCAGUACUAUGAAAUGGCACAAUAUUUUCUAGUGGAAUUUAUUACUAUACUUACAGGUUUUAGUUUAAAAGUACAAUUAUGAUUAAUAUAUUUUGCUGCUUUGAAAGCAGGCUGAGUUGAUAAAAGUUUAUUUAAAGAGGGAAGUUGAUGAAUUACUGAAGUAUGAAAGGAGAAUGUAUUUGUAGAAUAAAGCUAUGUUUUCACUUUUGCAUGUGAGCCUGAAGGUGUUUGCAGGCAAUAUUCAAUGUUAGCCAAGCCAGUCCAGAAAUCAGAGGGGUUAUAUUUGUAUCAGAACUGGUCAUGAAGAAAGGUCUCCAAAUUACAUCAGUAUUUCAUAUAAUUUUGACAAAUAGCAGUAACACUGUUGAAAUCCAUUGAAAAAUGGAUUUUAGUAUUUUGCCCCUGAAACAUUUCCAUUGUAGUUGUUUCUAAUUUAUUAGCUGUUUUCCUUAAAGACAUGCAAAAAGAGCUGUAUUUAUCCUGCUUCAUGUUGCCAAGGUCUUCUAGAUUCAAUAGAACUAUAAUUGCUUACUUUAGGUUAAUUCUCAGCAGAUGUCAGUGAAAUUUCUUACAACAGCUUUAAAAUGCUAAUUUCUUGUAAAUUGUAUUAGUUAUGAAUUUAUAAUAAAAUCGCAUUAAUUUCUCGGAAGUAUUCAAGGUAAAACCAAAAAUAGUAUAGCUAAAUUUCUAUAAUGGCUGCUUUCAAACAAAAAAAACCCCUCGGUUUUAAUUUUUCUUAGAAAUAAGAUGAUCUUUCAGUAGCUGUUGGAAUAACAAAAAUAGCUGAACAGUCACAGCAUGGCUGAAUUGCUUUGAAGUAGAGGAAAAAAUACAAAUAAUUGAACAUGUUUUUUUCUUUUAGUUAAAACUAUGUUGUUAUUCAGCAGGAUAGGAAGUUUGAUAAUCCUUUAUGUUGUGAACUGUAUUUCCUGCUAUUUGUGAGCAUUCUGUAUUUCAUUCCUUUUAACUUCUUUGACAACACGCUAUUGUUCAAAAUUAGCAAGAAUUUUAUACCAUAAGCGAUGCUGAAAUAUUUUUUAUCUGUUAAUUUUCUAGAGGGUUGAUAAAUAAGAUGGAUUACUUCUGUUAGAAAGUGAAAAAAAGGUAUUCUGUAGUGUCUGGGGGCAGUUGAAUUUUGUGCUGUCAAUGCAGUUCUGGUGUUUUUCGUUGUUCACAAGGUGGCAGUCCUGUGCUGUCUUGUUGAGGUGACCAAGUGCUUAGUGCAAUGCUGCUUGAAAUCAUAAUGUUUCAGCAACACUCUGAUAAUUAGAAAACUUCAAGUUCUCUCAUGGCUGGUUGCUUGUUUUAGUGACUUAUUUAGCUAUAAUAUCCUUGUUAAUUUUAAAUAUAUAU